Molecule: messenger RNA, 153 nt
Organism: Symbiodinium sp. CCMP2456
Lineage: Eukaryota; Dinophyceae; Suessiales; Symbiodiniaceae
Source: the annotation of a GenBank genome assembly
AUGGAGCUGGCCUGGCGAAGCGUCAAGAUAGUCCUGGCAUUGUCGCCGCUCAUUGUCAUAGUGAUGCUCUUCUGUUGCACCAAGGACGACCCUGAGGAAGAAGAGUUGAGAAGAAAGAAGAAGUUUGAUUUCAGCUUGGAUUCCGGUGAGUGA